Messenger RNA from Hypoxylon trugodes, 659 nucleotides. RefSeq names its product Tim10/DDP family zinc finger-domain-containing protein. NCBI's taxonomy places the organism in Eukaryota, Fungi, Ascomycota, Sordariomycetes, Xylariales, Hypoxylaceae. Bases 141 to 413 code for a protein of 90 amino acids. The record is from RefSeq and is a predicted model, not a curated record. The transcript is spliced from 2 exons.
ACAAACAUCGUCAUCGGUCAUUCAUACCAACAGUGACCAACCUCUCCGCAUAGGUGCACCCUCUAAAUUGUCACUUACACAUACCAGCAUCGAAGCGGCGGCCCGAUUCGUACCUCAAUACUGGUUCGCGAAACGUCAAAAUGUCCGAUUUCCUGGAGAACAUCGACCCCAAACAGCUGAACGACAAGGACAAGCGGGAACUACGCCUGCACCUUGACAGCGAGGCCGCGCGACAGCGCAUCAAUAUCAGCGUACACGCCAUGACGGACGUAUGCUUCAAGCAAUGCGUCACGGGGCCAAUUCGAAAUGGGAAAUUAGAUAAGGGCGAGGAGAGUUGCAUGGUAAACUGCACGAACCGGUUUAUUGAUAUUUCUCGCGUAACUAUGACGAAUAUGGGAAAGGUAAAACGAUAAAAUUAUGGAAGCUGGUUGGGAUAUCUGGUUGACGAUGUCAUAUUGGCGGCCAUGAAAAUGAAGAGAUGUACGAAUAGCUACGCCAAAAUUACGGGCCGAAGGCAUUAUAUAGAAUCCACGGGCUUGGCUGUGAUACGAACACCACUCUGAACCGCCUGGUAGGCAUGAAUUUUACGUCUUAUAGCAUCUACGAAGCGGUAAAAUAAUAGGAAAGCAAGUUAAAAUCACUCGAGGGAAGCCGAUUGG